CCCAGCUCCGCCAACCAGACGCUACGAUGCCGCUUACACGCAGCGCUGCCGGCCACCGUGCGCCAGCUCAGAAGAGCAGCCAGAACCCUCGGCGAAACCCAAGUCGCCAGUCCACUGCCGCCGCUCGCCCAGAUGCAUCUCAAGCAGCUGCCAAGUCCGGAAGAGCGCGCCCUGUCUACCGAGACUCUUCGGAGUCUGAUCCAAGUGAAGCCGAGUCUGCGUCGAGUGCGUCCGAGUCUGAAUCGGCCUUCAGCCAGGCUUCCGAACUGCCUGGUUUGCGUCGGAGGAGCACCCGAAUAGCAGCCGGGCAUGGCGGCAGAGCAAAGCAGAGAGCGAACGGGCGCUCGCAUCCGGCAAGACCCUCCAAGGGCCGUCCGUCUCCGAAGAAAGCGAGCAAGCCUGGGGCAAACAGCCGUGGUGCCGCUCCCUUCAGCUCGCCGAGCAAACGGCGGCACACGGCGGUACAGAACAUGGACGGGACCGGGGACGAGCUGCCCCAGGACCACAUCCCAAAUUGGAGGGAUCCCCGGCUUCCUUUCGAUUUCUGGGUCGGCGUCUUCACGUUUGCCCGCGACGCCGGCGAUGCAGAACCCCCAAACACUCGCUGGCUUCUCCAGGCGGCUACCACCUGUCGCGCCUUUUGUGAGCCGGCUCUGACGGCAGUCUACCGCUGUCCGACCCUCAGACAGGCUUCCAAGGCAAAGCGCCUGGCUUCGCUGCUCCAGUGCUCUCCCGAAAAGACGAUGCUCGAUUACCGGUGCAUGAUUCAGUUUCUGCACAUUGACAUCCACAUUGUGCCACAGAGUACAGUCUGCCAAAUCAUCCGCUCUUCGCUUUGCCUUAAGGAGGUCAUUUUCUACACUCCCAAGGACCAGCCGCCCUAUAGAGAGCUCGAGUCGCACGUCAGAUGGAAUUAUUCGGAGGAUAUCCUCCACGCCCUCGCAGCGCCAUCCGACAAUCCCGAUGCUCUCAUCAAGCGGACGACCCCAACAAUGCUUAAAAGCUGGGAAUGGAGCGGGCGGCUUCUGGGCGGUCCUGUUGCAAACUUUAGCGACAUCAUCCAGAUUCACCAGAUGCCCGCAUUCACUCAUCUCAAACGGCUAAGCUUCACCAACUUCCAGGCGCCUUCGCUGCUCGAGGGUGACGAUGAUGAUGAAGGCCACAAUCUGGAGAUUUCUCUCAAAAACUUUGCGGCUACCACUGCUGUCGCAGACGCCAUCGCCCAACUCAAGUCUCUGAAACACCUCGUCUUCGAGUCCUCUACGAUCAUGACGAAACAGCUGCUUUCCCUCUUGCCCAAAGACCUGAGCCACCUGGAACUUAUCAAUUGCUGGGAGAUCGAGUCUGAAGACCUAGCCCAGUUUCUGCUCACUCAUGGCCAAUGCCUCCGCGCUCUGACUCUGAUGCACAAUCAGUCGCUGAACCUCGCCUUCUUGACGGUUCUGGCAGAAGCUUGCCCGAACCUGCGAGAGUUGCGCAUGAACCUGUCGUAUUUCCGACAUCAUGAUUCGGUCAAUGACUCGGACCCAAUGUAUGACUUUGCUCUCCUCCCGGACCAGGUGCCCACGUGGCCUGCCAGCCUCCGUGUCAUCGACCUCGAGCACAUCCGAAACUGGUCAGUCGAGACCGCAGAGAUGUUCAUCCAGUCGCUGGUUGACAAAGCCAAGGAUCUGCCCAAUCUGCGACACCUGGUCAUCAAAACCAUGCUCGAUAUCCCGUGGCAGGCUCGCGCUACUCUGAGGUCCAAGCUGAGGCCCAUGGUCGAACGGGUAUUCCUUCGCGAGUCGGAGCCACCGCAGUCAUACGCGACCAUUGUGCACGGAGGCAGUCCCCAGGAGGGUCUCGGACCACGCAAAAGAAAGCGAACCCCUCUAUCGGACUCUCCGUUGCGUAGGAGCAGCCGAAUCGAGACACAUGCCAACAGCUCGCCCAGCCGCUCCAGGAGAGGCCACAAGUUGCGGCGCCGUCGGCUCGGAGGGCCGGUGUACAAAGAACCCGACACCGACGAAGACGACUUUGACGAAUCGGACCCGUCGGACAGCGAGACCUCUCAAGUCCAGCAGGGCUCGGCUGCAGAAGAGCCGGCGAUCCAGGGGCUCUGCGACGUCGUCAGCAUUGUCUUUGACAACCAGAAACCCAGGGAGCUGCCUUUCACCAUGAGCGACUUCGUUUCUGAUGACGGCGUGUCUUCAGGCGAGGAGUGGAAUGGGGACGACGAUGAUGAUCAUGACAAUGCCAUUGCUUUUUAAA
This is a messenger RNA of Trichoderma citrinoviride, 2250 nucleotides long. RefSeq lists its product as hypothetical. Bases 27 to 2249 code for a protein of 740 amino acids. NCBI's taxonomy places the organism in Eukaryota, Fungi, Ascomycota, Sordariomycetes, Hypocreales, Hypocreaceae. The record is from RefSeq and is a predicted model, not a curated record. The transcript has a single exon.